AUGGAAGCCAUCCUCCACCGCCACAUCGGCUAUGAAAAAGUCGAUCCGGCUGGUCAUUCCGGCGGAGGCUCGAUCAGUCGUGGUGAAGCUUACGAUACAGAAUUUGGGCGCGUCUUUGCCAAACAUAAUGCUAAACGUGGGAGCCUCGAAAUGUUCGAGGGUGAAUACGCUGGUUUGGCAGCUAUCGCCGCGACUGAUGCGAUUUGCUGCCCGAAACCGAUAAAAGUGAUUGACCUUGGAGAAAGCGGCGCCUGCCUGGUCACCGACUACGUGGAGAUGGUGGGUAGGAGCAGUGGUUUGGUACAAAAAUUUGGAAAGCAACUGGCUGAAAUGCACAACCACAACGCAAAACUACUCAAAGAGGCCGAACAGCGAGAGAAUUUCGUUGGAUCAGUGCAAGAAGGCCAGCCUCGCUUCGGCUUCGAAAAGACGACCUGUUGCGGGGCCCUCCCAUUACGCAAUGAAUUCAUGGCAUCGUGGCCCGAAUUCUACGUCCAAAAUCGGCUCGAUCCGCAAGUUCAGAGGAUUCUGGAGAAAAACGGCGACCGCGAGCUGAAAAACAUCUACCCCGAAUUACUCCACGCCUGCGAGAAGUUAUUUUCGGAUUAUGAAGCCGUCCCGCCAGCGCUCGUCCAUGGCGAUCUCUGGUCCGGAAAUUGGAGCUCUACGGCUGAGGGAGAGCCAGUGAUUUUCGAUCCCGCUGCCUUCUACGGCGACCCCGAAUUCGAGGAGGGCAUUAUGAAUAUGUUUGGAGGCUUUGGAAAAGAAUUCUGGUCGGCCUACCAUGAAAUUCUGCCUUCAAAACCUGGCCGUGACAAGCGAGUUCUGCUCUAUGAGCUCUUCCACAACCUCAAUCACUGGAAUCACUUUGGUUCUUCCUACAAAGGCGGCUCGAUGUCCCUGAUCCGGAGCAUCAUUUCACAGAAUUUUACCUCC
This is a messenger RNA of Mesorhabditis spiculigera, 936 nucleotides long. NCBI's taxonomy places the organism in Eukaryota, Metazoa, Nematoda, Chromadorea, Rhabditida, Rhabditidae. The record is from the annotation of a GenBank genome assembly.